Molecule: messenger RNA, 2622 nt
Organism: Fusarium sp. NRRL 66182
Lineage: Eukaryota; Fungi; Ascomycota; Sordariomycetes; Hypocreales; Nectriaceae
Source: the annotation of a GenBank genome assembly
AUGUUCGACACCGUCUUGGCAUUCAUUGCCCUCUUGGGCCUUUACCUUCUCGGCAGCGCCCUCUAUAACAUCACAUUACAUCCACUUGCUGAUAUACCGGGCCCCAGGAUCUGUGCCAUCACUCGGAUUCCGUAUUGGUAUGCUUCAUUGCAGGGCAGAGACGUACAAUGGAUGAAACAACUCCACGACAAGUACGGUCCUGUCCUCCGCUUUGGCCCUGCGGACGUUAGUUACACAGUUGGCCAAGCCUGGAACGAUAUUCAUGGGCCCAAAGUGACGGAGAAGGCACAAGAGUUUUCUGUGCAACCCAUCAAUGAGAACCAUACCAGAGUGCGUCGCCUCUUCUCUCCUGCUUUCUCAGAGCGAGCUUUGAAGCAGCAGGAACCUCUUUUUAGGAAGUAUACAGAUCUUCUCGCGUCCAAAAUAUCCGAGAUCGGGGAGAAUGGCGACAAGGCCGUCGAAAUGACCCAACUGCUCAACUUUACCACCUUUGACAUCAUGGCUGAGCUCUGCUUUGGACAGCCACUUGGCUUGCUCGCCAAGAAUGUGUACAGUCCUUGGGUUAGAUCCAUCUUUGAGUCACUCAAGAUGCUCCCUAUUGCCUCCAUCAUUGGCUACUAUCCCAUACUAAACGCCAUCUUUACCCGUUUUGAGCCAAAGUCUGUCAUUGAGCAGCGAGUCACACACUGCAAGCAUUCGGAAGAUCGCGUCAACCAACGCCUCGAGAAUGGUUCAGAUCAGCCUGAUGUGUGGAACUUGCUUCUCUCAGCCGAGGAGGGCAAGAAACUUACACUAGAGGAGAUGCAUUCCAACGCCGAGCUAUUCAUGCUUGCCGGGUCGGAAACAACAGCUACGCUUCUCAGCGGCUGCAUCUACCAUCUGCUGAUCCAUCCUGAGAAGAUGAAGACCCUACUCGAGGAAGUGAGAAACUCUGUCAGUAGUGACAAAGAAGUUACGUUUGAAAGCCUUGCCAAGAUGAGGUACCUGAAUGCUUGCGUGAAGGAAGCAUUGCGCGUUUAUCCACCAGUGCCCAUCGGCAGCCCGAGACUGGCGCCCCCAGGUGGUCAAAAGAUUCUUGGGAAAUGGAUUCCGGGUGGAACACGCGUAUCUGUUCAUCACUGGUCAACAUACAGAUCCGAGGAUAAUUUCAAGAAUGCCGACGCUUUCGUACCCGAGAGAUGGCUGAAGACGGACCCGACAUACGCCAUGGAUGACCUUGGUGCUCAUCAACCAUUUGGAUAUGGCCCUCGCAACUGUCUCGGACAGAAUAUGGCCAUGCACGAGAUGAGACUCAUCCUGUUCAUGCUGCUCCUCCGGUUUGACUUUGAGCUCUGUGAGGGGAGUAAGGGAUGGGCAGAGCAAAAGGUGUUUGCAUUAUGGAUCAAGAACCCCUUGCAUGUUCAUGCAAGGCCUAGACCGAUGUACAACAUGAACUCGACUGUAAAAGAUGUCGGUUCCGGCCGCAUUGAGCCUUUCAAGGUCGACUUGUCUAAGCAUGUACCCAGAAUGCUUGAUCUUGUUAAGCAUACCAACCUUCCGGAAACAUCCUUGUAUGACAGCCUGGGGGACACGGCCGGCAUGAGCUUGAAAGUUUUGAAGCAGCUGCAGAGGGAGUGGGUAGAUGACUUCGACUGGACGGCUGAAGAGGAGGAUUUAAAUUGCUAUGACCAUUUUAUCACCAGCAUCGAAGAUCUUAACAUCCGCUUCAUUCACCAACGUUCUGGAAACCCAAACGCAAUUCCUCUUCUCCUCUUGCACGGAUGGCCAGGGUCGUUUCUCGAGGUGCUACCUGUAAUAAAGCCUCUGACAGAGCAAGCGAAAACCUCCUCAGACAAAGAUGUCUCUUUCGAUAUCAUUGUUCCCUCCCUGCCAGGCUACGUCUUUUCUCAAGCGCCGCCGCCAAGCUGGACCAUUGUCGACACAGCUCGUCUGUUGAAUACCCUCAUGACAGAUGUUCUCGGUUACGAGACCUUUGCAGUCAAUGGAACCGACUGGGGUAGCGGUAUCGCGUAUGCCUUGUACGAGCAGUAUCCUACCACUACUCGUGCCGCGCACUUUUCAAUGAUCCCUUUCAUGCCUAUGACGGGGGAUCAGCUCGAUGCCAAGGGUAUCAAGCUGACGGAUAACGAACGUUUCCAAGCGCAAAGAUUUGGGCAAUGGAACACCACCGGCAAUGGCUACUUCAUUACACAAGCUACCAAGCCCAUGACGAUAGGACUUGCGCUCCAGGACAACCCUAUGGGCCAGCUAGCAUGGAUAGCACAGCAAAUUAUUGACUGGUCCGAUCCCCGAGCCGGAACUAAUCCAUCUGUACUCACCCACCGAGAGAUCCUUCGCUUCACGUCCCUCUACUUUCUCACCGAGUCAUUCUUAUCAUCCAUGUUUAUAUACUCUGCGAACGCCAACGGCUUCCGACCGGAAUACACCAAAGCUCCUACAGAUGCACCGAUGCUAUAUAGUAGCUUUAAGUAUAACAAUGCGUUUUUUCCACGAGCUAUGGUGGAAAAGGUUGGAAACUUGGUAUACUGGAAAGAUCACGAUUUUGGCGGCCAUUUCCCCGGAGUCGACAAUCCGCCAGCUCUUAUUUGCGACAUUCGAGAAUUGGGGACGUAUUGGAACUAA